Messenger RNA from Formica exsecta, 536 nucleotides. RefSeq lists its product as uncharacterized. The transcript has 4 exons. Gene Ontology annotation, molecular function: odorant binding. Lineage: Eukaryota; Metazoa; Arthropoda; Insecta; Hymenoptera; Formicidae. Bases 190 to 480 code for a protein of 96 amino acids. The record is from RefSeq and is a predicted model, not a curated record.
GAUAAAAUCAAAUUAUUCUACUCAAUAUAACAUCAAUAUCACCUAUAACGUGUAAUUAAUGCUAUUAUACAUUACAUCACAUCGACCAGAUUGUAGAUAUAAAUACAGUUCAAUUGUUGAUGCGCAUUAGUUGAAGUACUGGAGUUUAAGGAAAAACCAGAAUCAGUGCUUCUAAUCUAGAACAGCAGAAUGAAGACUCUCGUGCUAAUGACAUGUCUACUGACAAUUUCUUAUGCCGCUGAUCCUCAAAUAUUGAAGACAUUCUAUGAUGAUUAUGCAAGUUGUCUCGAAGAAUUGAAUGUGCAGCAAUGGACACCGGAAGUGGCAAAAUGUAAAAUGCAGAAGGAUGGACUGAUUGACGAACAAGGUGUAAUAAAAAAAGACGAGGCUUUAGCAGUAUUAAACCUCAUCAUUUCCGAUGAGACCAACUUAAGUCAAGCAAAAGAGAUUACUUCCACUUGCAUCGAUCAAGGUGAAUGAAAUAUAUAUUUAGUAAUACAUAUUUUGAGUAUGAUUGACAUAGUGUUAUUUAUCAU